Molecule: messenger RNA, 897 nt
Organism: Letharia columbiana
Lineage: Eukaryota; Fungi; Ascomycota; Lecanoromycetes; Lecanorales; Parmeliaceae
Exons: 3
Coding region: 1-897 (298 amino acids)
Biological process (GO): 'de novo' AMP biosynthetic process; IMP metabolic process
Cellular component (GO): cytoplasm
Molecular function (GO): GTP binding; adenylosuccinate synthase activity
Source: RefSeq, a predicted model, not a curated record
AUGGGGACCAUUAUCCUCGGCUCUCAAUGGGGAGACGAAGGGAAGGGCAAGUUGACAGAUCGCCUCCUCAACGAAUUUUCGUUCGACGUCUGCGCACGGGCAACAGGUGGACAUAAUGCUGGGCAUUCGGUCAGGACAGGUGGUCAGACCUAUAGCUUUCAUCUCUUGCCAUCGGGCUUGAUAAACCCCAACACGGACAAUCUGAUAGGCUCGGGCGUUGUUUUCAACGUUGAAGCGUUCUUUAAAGAACUAACUCAACUUGAAUCUCAGGGUGUGCCUCGUCUUCAUAAACGCAUUCAUGUCAGCUCUCGAUGUCAUCUAAAUUUCACUCUGCAUAGCGCGGUCGAUGGCCUCUCAGAACAAGAACUAGGCACGAACCAGAUUGGAACGACCAAAAGAGGUAUCGGCCCAGCAUAUUCAACGAAGGCUGCUCGGGACGGGUUGAGAGUUAUUGAUCUGUAUCACGAGUCUUUCGAACAAAAACUACGUUUGCUAGCCGAAGGUUAUCGUAAACGAUACGGCGAGCUUCUCAAAUACUCUGUCGAGGAUGAGAUCCAAAGAUUCAAGAUAUAUAAGGAACAACUACGUCCAUAUGUCGUCGAUGCCGUGGAAUAUAUGAAAGUUUUACGAGAGAACAAACUCUCAAUGCUCGUUGAGAGUUCUCAGGCCUUAAUGCUCGAUCUGGACUAUGGUAGCUAUCCAUUCUGUACCGCAACGCCAUGCUCAAUAGGCGGGUGCAUCCAAGGUCUAGCGCUCAACCCUUUCGAGAUCAGGAACAUCAUUGGCGUGGUCAAGGCAUAUUCUACACGAGUCGGGGCUGGAAUGUUCCCAACCGAACAGGGUGGGGACAUCGGCAAAAUGCUGCAAGAAAUUGGCGGAGAAAUUGUAGGCUAUUGA